Messenger RNA from Pantherophis guttatus, 11580 nucleotides. RefSeq names its product zDHHC palmitoyltransferase 21 (gene ZDHHC21). Gene Ontology annotation, biological process: peptidyl-L-cysteine S-palmitoylation; protein targeting to membrane. Gene Ontology annotation, molecular function: protein-cysteine S-palmitoyltransferase activity. The record is from RefSeq and is a predicted model, not a curated record. Gene Ontology annotation, cellular component: Golgi apparatus; endoplasmic reticulum. Lineage: Eukaryota; Metazoa; Chordata; Lepidosauria; Squamata; Colubridae.
UUGUUUGACUUGACUGGAAUUCCAAUGGUGAACAUCAUUCACCACAUGAAAAAGCCUCUGCAGAAUUGGCAUAAACAAUCUUCUGCUGAUUCCAUUCAUUUAAUUUUGUUUUCCCUGUAGACUGAUUAAAGUUUUGUUUCUUGAAAUGAUGGGACAACCUGUUCAACCUGUCAACCACUUAAGAAGAAGCAAAAAGAGUGUCUUGAGUUGGUGAUUGAUAAAGAAUUUGCCUGAGAAAGCCAUAAACUACCCAAGAACAUUAUAUGAGGAACCAUGAUUCCUCCCAGCAGUGGCUUACUAGUAAAGAAAUUCCCUGCCAGGCAGGGUAUGGAUGUACAAUGGACAAAUCCUUUCAGCUUUACUUCCAGUUAUAUAUCUAAAGCCAGUAUCAGCCCUUUAAGGUAGCCAAUUUAGGAAACAGAUUCCACAAGGACUACUGAACCUUACUUUAUUGUUGCAGAAUAUAAUACAAUUUUGACAGCCUGAUGAAAGUUCUCUCUCCAUGCUCUCAUACUAAAGUAAAUCAAAGCAAGAGACAAUCUUGAGGGUUUUUUUCUCACUCCUUCCAGACGGCUAAACUGGUGUUUGCAUAACUGCUGUUGAACUUCUUCAAGGGCAACUCCAUGUUCCUCUUCACCAAUGGCUAUUCAGUUCAAGAGCUUUGCAAUUUAGGUCCCCUGGUGGAUCUAUGACAUGAUUUUAAAAAGUGACUAUGAAAGUCAGGAUCUGGUCUCCUUCUCAGCCCAAAGAGGAUCAAGAGGGCAAGAGAAUAGGUCAGGAGCUCGAUGAAAAGGGGUGUUCUAACAGGAAACUGGCAGGAUCAGUUGGAGCCACAAAUUUGCCUAUACAUCAUUUCAAAUCUCCUCCUCCAUGUAUAUCAACAUAACCAGCAUUGCUGACAUACCAUAUCUGGAGGGAAGAGAGAAAACACAGCUUCCAGAGCAGAACACCUAAAGCUGUCUUCAGGCUGCCUCGCUUAUGAGGCUGCAGAAGUGCUGAAUCAGUACCUGGAACCAGUGAUGGGUUGGAUGAGAGCCAGGAGAUUAAAGUUUAAUUUCAACACAUUGAAGAUUCUGUAGGCUGAUUUUUCCCCUUUCAGUGUGGGACAAACAGAUUAUGUACAAUGGGACUACGAAUUCAUUUUGUUGUUGACCCUCAGGGCUGGUUCUGUAUGGGCCUGUUAAUCUUUAUCUGGCUUUACAAUACUCUCCUCAUUCCAAAAAUUAUCCUCUUUCCACACUAUGAAGAAGGACACAUAUCUGCAGCUGCUAUACUAUGCUACUAUCUAUUUUCAUUGUUCUGUGUUGCCUCAUUGUUAAGAGCUUCGGUAGCAGAUCCAGGGAGAUUACCUGAAAGCCCAAAGAUACCAAUUACAGAAAAAGACUCUUGGGAAUUAUGUAACAAGUGUAAUAUGAUGAGACCAAAGCGUUCCCAUCACUGCAGUAGAUGUGGGCACUGUGUUAGAAGAAUGGAUCAUCACUGUCCAUGGAUUAAUAAUUGUGUUGGUGAAGAUAAUCAUUGGCUGUUUUUGCAGUUGUGUUUCUACACAGAACUCCUGAGUUCUUACACACUCCUACUUAAUUUCUGCCACUAUUACUACUUUGAACCAUUAAGAAAAGUUAAUGUGGAUGUCUUUGUGUUCAGACAUGAGCUUGCCCUAACAAGAAUAUCGACAUUCAUGGGUUUAAUUAUGUUAGUUGGAAUUACUGGACUCUUUUAUACUCAGCUAAUUGGUAUAUUUAAUGACAUUACAAGUAUAGAAAAAUUGGCCAACUGUUGUGAAGAAAUAUCAAGACCUCGAAAGCCAUGGCAGCAGACCUUCUCAGAAGUUUUUGGCACUCGCUGGAAGAUCCUGUGGUUUAUUCCUUUCAGGCAAAGGCGACCACUGCGCAUUCCCUACCACUUUGCCAAUCACGUCUAAACAGAUGGAUGGUAGGCACAGAUGGGUUCUCCAUGCUGGAUGUGUGUUGCAGGUUUUGUGAUAAUAGAACUACGGCACUCCUAAAGUCAAUUAAAAUCUACCCACCAAUCUUAGACGUCACAACGUGCCCCAGGCUUUAUUUUAAUAAUGAAGAUCUUUAUUCUGCUUAGGGAUUAAGGCACACUUCCCUAUUUACGUUCAAAGUGUACUUACAUUCAGAUUAGCAUCGCAGAGAAAUCACUGCAGGGUCAUAAUAAAAACAAUGAUUGAUGUACAAAUAUUAUUUUGCUUUUGAUACUGGAUAAUACAAUUGAUUUUGCUAGAAAUUCUGUCAUUUACACAGAUCAACAGGUUCGGAAGUGUCUUGACUGGUUUGAAUUGCUUUUUUUUUUUUUAUCAGUCGUACUAGCUGGGUUAUGUAGAAAUGUCUGUUUUCAUAUUCAUUAGUUUUAAUGCCUCCAAUGCCUUUUUAUUUAUGAUGCAUGUUGUUAAAAUGCAGCUUAUCUCUAGAGAAGACUGGCAUUUUAACAAUGGAUUUUUAAAAGGAAGAAUGAUGUUUGUUCCUGAUGUUUUAAAAAAAAAAUUGUUGUUAUGUAAAAACAAGGCAUAAAAUCCAUUGCUGUUUUGAAAGAAAAAUAGGUUAUAAAAUGUGCAAUUUUCUUCUUUGUACAUGCAAUAAUUAGCCUUAAGUGCUAGAUGUGUCUUAGAAGUAUAUACUGAGUUAAAAAAAACAAAGCUUAUGCCAUGAUCCAGCCAAAGUUAAGCACCUUUUAAAUCCUACUUAUAUUAGUGGUACAUUUAGUAUUUUUUUUCAUUCACUCCCAAAAGAACAGGCAAGCUGCUGUGUUGCAGAUGGAAUACUGGCAGAUACGUUUUUAUGCGUUUAAACUGCAAUCCUACACACUUACCUAUAAGUGAUUUAUUUUGAAUAGAUAUGCAUAGGAUUCUACUAAGUGCCUAAUUUUGGUGCGAUUGUGCCUAUAAAAUUUAUCAACAUUUACUAUAUCGUAUCUACUGAAAACAUAUACAGUACUGUGGUGUUGUUUCUAUGUACUAUGUUUCCUGUUUUGUACUGUCGCCACUAGAAGUAUUUAAAAUUUAAAUUUCAUGCGUCCAUAGAUCAGGUAAUAUAUGUUGGAGAUAUUUUAACAAUAGUAUUUGUAUAGUAAAUAUAGAUGUUACAUUUAGCAUUAUCUACUAUUAACAUUCUAAAUAUGAAGCGAAGCAGGCAUGCCUGCAAAGCAAGAUUAUGAUUGGCAAAAAUAGGCAAUUUGAGUUGUAGAUAAAUUAGUCUUUUGGUUUGCAUCCCAGCUAUUUUUUAGUAGUAAAAUUUUAGGAAGAUCAUUCUUUUAAAACGAAUGCUUGCUGAGCUGAGGCUUAUAUAGAAACAAAAUCAGUGAUCAGUGAUCAGUUUUGAAAACUCUCUUAAGAAGCAUCCCCUUAGGUAAUUAAGAAGUAUGGGGGUAUGGAAGUGGCCCUGAGCUUCUGGAUAAAGGGCAGGAUAUUCUUCUAAUAAAUAAAUAGGCCCAACUGGGAGGACAUGUUGGCUUAAGCUCAGGCUUACAACAGGCAUGAUGUACCUAUGUGCAUUGUUGAGAAUGCAUUUUUUCAUUCACUUGGCCUUAUCCUAUCCUUUCUCCACUUACGUUUGCCAAAUAAGUCAAGAAGUGAAAGAUAACUUCAGUUCUUGCAUCUCUACUGUACUUUUGAGCCUUUGUGCUUAUAAGAGCUGCAAGCCUGCCAUACCUAACUGUGAGGCCCAUAGUUACAGAUAGUCCUCAACUUACAACCACAAUUGAGCCCAAAAUGUAUGUUGCUAAGUGAGAAAAUUGUUAAGUGAGAUUUGCCCUGUUUUAUGACUUUUCUUGUCAUGUUUGCUAAGUGAACCACUGCAGUUGUUAAGUUAGUAACACGAUUGGUAAGUGAACUGGCUUCCCCAUUGACUUUGCUUCUCAGAAGGUUGCAAAAGGGGGUCACAUGACCCCGGACACUGCAACCGUCAUAAAUAUGAACCAGUUGUCAAGCAUCCGAAUGUAAAUCAAACGAGCAUGGGGAUGCUGCAAUGGUCAUAAGUGUGAAAAAUGGUCAUAAGUCACUUUUUUCAGUGCCAUUGUAACUUCGAACUGUCACUAAAUGAACUGUUGUAAGUCAAGGACUACCUGUAUUUGGGGGCAGAUACAUACUGGCUAGUGAGGCAGCCCCAGGAACAGAUGCUGCUUCUUUUGAGUUGCUAAGAGGUGCGUGCAGGGAUGCUUCAAAUCACCUUUUCCCUACAGAUCUGGACUGAUGUACAAUUGUAUUCUUGAGCAUCAAUAUCAUUUUAUGAGUAAUGGCACACAGAAUAAAUACUGAUGACAGAUGUUAGUUCAAUUGAUAUACAAAAACAACAAAUUAUGCUAAACCAUUUCUGACAGAUGUUUACACUGAUUAUACAUGUAUCUGUUAAUAUAACAUUCUGUUCACUUGUUUCGAACAGCUUCCAUAUCCUCUUUCCUUAUGUCUACUUUCCAUUCAUUCUGAUUGGAGAUUUAUCUUGUCUUCUAACACUUUUUCAUAAAAGAUAGCUAUAUCAUCUUUCUGAAAUUGGCUAACUUUCAUUUCUUUCAUUUUCCUUUUCUGUCAUGGUCAUUUUUUUCUGACGAUCCAUUCUUGACAGUCCCAAAAAUGGUUUAUUCCACACUCAGAGCUUCUCUUACCAUGCCUCUAUCCCCUUCAAGCUUUCAUCAUAAACAAUCAAAUCAACCAGACUUUUAAAUUUAUGUGCUUGCUAUAUGUACAAAUGAACUGAAUCUUGCUUAUGAAUUUGAAAAAAAUUGCAACUUUUUCUAAGCAGAUACACACCAUAUAUUCAUCAUUGUCAUUCAUUUUGGGGUGUCUAAACAGUCCAGUCCUUUUCUAUAUUUUCUUUUACUUCAUUCAAAUGAUGUAGAACAGCGGUGUCAAACUCGAUUUCAUUGAGGGACGCAUCAGGGUUGUGUUUGUCCUCAGGGGGCCGGGGUGGACUUGGCCAGGGUGGACAUGGCCAGAUUGGUGUCACUCCUGUUGAGGGUGCCUGUGGUGGUCCGAGCGCUCUCCCAGCGAAAACAGGUUCCCAAGCUCCGUUUUCGGUUGCCACGCCUCCUGCAAACCUCUGCCAGUGAAAAUGGAGCUUGGGAGGGCCACACACAGCCCUCCCGAGCUCCGCUUUCACUGGCAGAGGUUUGAAGGAGACUGUGGCAACCGAAAACGGAGCUCGGGAGCCCAUUUUUGCUGGCAGAAGCACUGUGGGCCAGUCCUUCACUGUUUCCAGAGUGGCCCUGCGGGUCAGAUCUAAAUACCCACAGGCCAGAUCCGGUCCCUGGGCCUUGAGUUUGACACCCCUGACCUAAAAGACCAAUGUUUUCACCUGGAUUGCAUUCAUUCAUUCAUUACAUUGCACAUUUUCCAUGUCGCCUUCCUACUUCUUCUACCAUUUACAUACAUUGGAACAUAAACGAGCAACUAUCACCAACUUAUAGGUUCAUACUUUUGUAUGCACCCAUAACCACUCAAAUAAUGCCAGUUCAUAUUUUCUGACAUAUUUUGACCCAUUCCUUAUUGGAACUAUAUCUUUAUUUUUUAACAUAUUCUUUAAUUCAAAAAGUAUAAACCUCCUACAUUCCCAUCUAUUACGUCUUCUUCAAUGUUUCACAGACAUACAACAUAUUUAUUUUUCUUUCCUAUAUUUCACUUGUUAGUCCAUGCAUUUGGGCCUUUACUUCUUUAAUGAUCCACAUUGUGCUCCUCAUCUUCUACUUGUCAAGAUUGUUCCCUGAUGGACCUUAAAGGUAAUAACUUCUGUGGUCCAACUUAGCUUUGCUUAACUAUUCUUUCCCCUAUCGCCUUUUAGUAAGAGAAGGUGUAAACUAUCUUACUAGCUGUAGUGUACCUAUGCCACAUGCAGCAUUCCCUGCUAAUGGAGAGUAAAGUACCGGUCAUGACCAGCAUGACCUAAGUCCAACUAAAGUAUUGUCAAUGUAUUCUGUGCAAGUUUCAAUCUCUAAUAUAGAGACUUCCUUGGAACCAAGUAUCCUGUUGCUUCACUCUGUCAGAUAGGAGUCAUAUAUUAUGUAGUGACACAUACAUAGGAUGUUAUGAAGUAUAAUAGCUGUGAAAUAUAUUUAUUACCAAAUAAUUCACAGAUGGAACAUGAAUUUCACCAUUAAUCUGUCUCCCAUCUUCUCAUAUAAAUACUGUAUGUGUUGGCAGUUUUUAUUACAUUACUGGUAUAAUUAUUUUGAUGAAACUAUUACAGCUAAUUUGGUCUAGACAACCAGUUUUGUCAGGAGACUGUGAGUUCUAGUCCAGCCUUAGGCACAAAAGCUGCCUGGGUGAUCUUGGGUCAGGCUUUCUCUCAGCUCAACUCAUGGGUUGUUAGGUGGAGAAUACAGUAGGAUGAGAAAGGAAUAUUAGGUAUGUUCCUUGAAUUAUUUAUAAAAAUAAUUGGGAUAUAAAUAAAUAUCACUUUACGUUUUGCAUAAACUUUGGAGUAGCCCUUGGUAGUUCCACCUUGAGAACUUUGGCACAUAAUAGGAUAUUGAUUGAAUUUAAAUAAUUUACAGAUAGAACCUUUCAAAUUCAUUCCAAAAUGACAUGACUGUGUUGUCUCCCAUGUCUUGAAAGUCACUCAGACAUCUGGAUCCAUUUACAGGGUUUAAUGACUCUUGAAUGCAUUCUUUUACGAACUGCAGCGCCAAAUUCUGCAACACCAAUAGAUUUUAAAUCAGAAAAGCUAGUCUGUGGAGAACGUUCAUUGGUAACAUUUAGCUCAAAAUUAAAAUUGAGAAUAGAGAAAGCAUUGAAAGCUAAACAUAUACUAAACAGACUGCAUUCCAUACUUGAUUGUUGUUUAAAUGUGGCAAAAAAGUGUUAUGAAUAUGUCUUUUCCAAAAAAUUAAUGCUAUCUAGAAUAUACGUACAUAAACCUUUGUCCCAUAUUGUUUGUACAGUACUUGAGAUAUCUACCCUUAUUUUGUUCUUGAAGUGCCCUCUCUUGGUUGAUUUGUGCAAUUUCAUUACUAUUAAGAAAAGUAGGUAGUUGUAUGCCUUAUUUUUUCAUACACACAUAAUGAAUUUGUAGGAGAAAAAAGUCAUUAGAUCAUGUUGUGUAGGUGAUGCAGCAAGAUUAUACACCAAAUUCUUUCCAUAAAGGAAAAGAUAAUACAAUAAGAUUCUGUACUUUCUUGAUCUGCCAGUUAAUAAUGUUAGCUGCUUGACUGGUCAGUGAUCAUAUUAAAAUGGAUCAUAAAAAAUAAUUAUGUUCCUGUCCCAAAAAAACCGAAAACCCACAAACCAAGGUGUGUCAGAGAAAUAGAUUUUUGUGCCUAUUAAGAUAAAAAGUUCAGUAAAAUGUUUUCAUUCCAAACAUUCUCCAUAUUCUUUGAAAUAGUGACAUAUAAUGUCAUAUAAUGCAUAUAGUAAUGUUGGUUUAAAGAGAGUAUUGAGAAUAUCUGUUUUGAGAUAUUGCCUUUUUUAAUAUUGAUAGUCCUGUGGAUUUUCAUAAACAUUAAAAUCCAGAUUUAGGAAAAUGUUUUCCCUAUGUAUAUAAAAGAUAAUAUUAGGAUAAUAAAUUGAGAGGUUAGUUGUGACUAAAUAUGUUUUAAUAUGAGUAGGACAGCUGCUUAAUUUUCUUUCUUAUUCUGCAUCUGUUACAUUUGUUCAUAAUCUCUUGAUUUUGGUGCAUGAAUUUAAACAAGUGUUCAGAGUAGAUAUUGUUCACAAAAUGCUAAGUAUUAUAUGGUGCAAAUUAUACAAUAUUUGGACAGUUAUUUAGCACCUAAAUUAUUUACAGAUAUUUUAGACCGCAUUAUUUGCUUAGUUAAUAUAUUUUAGCAUUUUUAUUUAGGAUCCCCUCAAAAUAGUUUGGAAUAAUUAGUAAUAGUUUUGUUUCCUAAGGACCUAUUUUGUAACUGCAAUUCAUCUCUUCAUAAAAAGUUCUUAACCAGUGUUCUUAUAAGAUAACCAUAUAGCUAUCAAUAGCUACUGUAUAUAUAUAGUAUGUUAGAUUCUCCAUUGUCCAGAACUGUUGUUAAAAAUUGCAAUCUUAAUUCACUGUUGCCCUUUAGAAAGAUGAAUUAUAAUUCUGCCUUGUAUGUGCUAAGUGGAGUAUAUUACCAAGAGGUCAGUGAAUAAUCCACAACUAAAAGAAUGCUUGGGAGCUUUUUCAUAACAGCUGAAUAAUUAUGAAAGCAAAUUGGUAGGCUGAUGGCAAAGUUCCCAGUGAUCAGAGUGAUAGGUUGGGUUUUAUUGACUGAUGGAGGUUUUAAGGACUAGCAUACCAUUGUCCUCCACCUUUCCCAGGUAUAUGGCUUACAGUGGGGGUCCAAGCCUUCCAAUCCUUAACGGGGUCCACAGCCCAUGUUAGCUGAACCUUCUGUGCAUUCUGGCAGCCAUCUGUGUAGCACAAGUGACUUGGCUCAGUUAGCCUACAGCCGCUUCUGCCUGAAUUCCAGUGUGUUUUGGAUGCGUGUGAAGCCUCCAUAUUGUGCCAUCUGCAAAGCUUCUUGGGAUAAGUAGUUCCAUUGCAAUUCAUCCAAUUUUUUUCCCUGAGAUUUCAAUGACAAAAAGUAUCUGUUGAGCUACAAUAUUAUUAAAGUAAAAUAUAGGGAAAAAAUGGUUUUGACUGAAAUGUGCAAGGCGUUUCGACUUAAAAUUCACGCUCAUACAGCUGUUGUUUUUCUUAAAUCAUGUGUCCUAUUUGUAAAUAGAAGAAUCCUAUUCUAACCUUGAAGGUUUAAUGCUCUGUGCCAACUGUGAUUCUUAUAAAUAAAAGUUGCUUGUUGAUGGACAUAUUUCCAUAUUUGUUCCUGCCAUUUAAUAGACACCUUCCUACUAAAAUUAAGAAUUUUGCCAAUUGACUUUGACCAAAAAAUUAACCAUUUAUUUUUAUCAACUCUAGGAUAACUUUUAACAACAGGAUAGUUUGGACAAAACUCAGCAGCACUUUUUCGUGCAGCUGUUGAUAAAAAUAGGAUCACCAACAUGAUUGCUAAUAUCCUUCCAAUGACGGAUAUGGCACAAGAAGAUGAAGAAUCACCUGUGUUUCCAGUGAAAUUCUUGUGUGUCUGGUUCAUUGCAGGAAUACAUUUAGAACUUCUGGGUGACUUGAUGCUGUGGCUAUCAAAAGUCAGCUUAGCUGUGCUCUAUUUUUGAGGACAUCCUGAUCCUCUCUUACCUCUACAUAGGGGCUAGUAUAACUUUUCAAAGCCUUUAUAGGUUACCAUCAAUUCUGCUGAUAGGAUUUGAAUUCUGUUAGCACACAACUCUUUAGAGCGCCUUUCCUUAAUAAUGUCUUCAAUCUGGUUUGGGCUGUUCAAAAGACAAAUUAUCAAUUUUAUGGAGAGCUACUAUUGACCGUUAAGGUCAGUUACGUUUUAGCCACUGAGCCACGUUAAGGGAUGCAGUGGCUCAGUGGCUAAGACGCUGAGCUUUUCAAUUGAAAGGUCGGCAGUUCAGCGGUUCAAAUCCCUAGUGCUGUGUAACUGAGUGAGCUCCCGUUAUUUGUCCCAGCUUCUGCCAACCUAGCAGUUCGAAAGCACGUAAAAAAUACAACUAGAAAAAUAGGGACCACCUUUGGUGGGAAGAUAACAGCAUUCCAUGCACCUUUGGCGUUUAGUCAUGCCGGCCACAUGACCACAGAUACGUCUUCGGACAGCGCUGGCUCUUUGGCUUUGAAACGGAGAUGAGCACUGCCCCCUAGAGUCAGGAACGACUAGCACUUAUCUGCAAGGGGAACCUUUACCUUUACCUUACUAUUGACCAUCUACUGAUGACAUAUUUAUUGAACAUGCAAUUUGAUGUUGCAUACUGUACCACCAGAAGAUCUUUAUCCUUAGGUUGCUACCCCAUUUAAAUAGCUUCCAUCCAGGAGCUCUGGAGCAGAGUUUUUCAAACUGUAUUUCAUGGAAACUUAAUGAAUUCCAUGAGAGACUAAAAAAUCCCACAUUAUAUAAGGCCAAUUUUCUACCACUAGAAAUUUGCCUCUUGAUUACUGUUGCCUAAGCCUGCCAGAAGGACCUUGGGUGUGGGUGUGGGUGUAAUGAUAUUGGGAGUCCUGCCAGAGGACCUUGGGGGGGGGGGGGUGUAAUGAUAUCGGAAGUGAAAAGGUGAUGCAAUUGUGCACCUAUUUCUCACAAUAAUUAGAAGUGGAAAAUAGGGGCUCUAAACAGGAUGCUUUAUUUGCAUUGUACUUCUGACUUUUGCCUUAGUUGCUGAUCACUUGUAACAGUAAAGCAAGAAUAAUGUCCUUCAGCCUGACAAAGUGAAAUGUAUUGGAAUUUCCUGAAAUGUCAUAGUUUAAGGGAAAUGUGGGUAGCAAUAAUUACGAUGAUGAAUAAUUAUUUUCAAAAUAAAUAUCUUUUUAAAAUCUGGUAAGAAUAAUUAUAUAUUAAAACAUAAAAAUAAAAAACCACCACCACCAGAACUUUCAACUGGCAUAUGCUGCAUCUAUGGAAGUAUAUACAGUAGCAACUUUUCACUGUUAAUGAAUAUGGCAAUGUGUGGUAGUAACUGUCCCUUGAGUUCUAGGAGCGUUUAGACCUAGAUAUAUUUCAGAAGACACAUUUUCCUGUAUGAUCGCUGCAAAUCGAUUGUAUUCCACAAAAUAAAUUGCUUUUUAUAAUAGUCAUUCACUUAACCCUAAUAAAUGCAUAUGCUUUUUUAAAGAAUGGUUUCCUGAAACAUGAUAUAGAGUAGCUUUACCAAAAGAAAUCAGAUAAUGUAGAAAACUGCCUAAAAAUACUGAGGUAAGGAUAUCCUUCCAAUCACAACUCAGGUCUAUAAAGUCCAGCUCCCGGUAUUUAUUUUUACACAAUCCCAUGGACUUCCAUUUAAUAAUUUCUGAACAUUAGAAUAUGAAGAGCUACUGAUUGCUGUAUAUUUAGAAAUGGAGGGACAUUAUUUGCAGUAUCAUUUGAAGUAUCUUUUUUAUUUGCUGUUCUAAAAAGUGUAGUGGUUGUUCUGAACAAUUUGCAGCCUAAAUGCCAUGAUAACUCUUGUUCGAUGAUGACACACAAAGGAUAAAAUUUUGUAACAGGAAAGUAUUAUUUUUUACUCCAAAUCUUAACUCCUCUACUGUUUGAUUCGCACCUGUUGUAUCUAGACUAUUUCUAAAAUCAUCAAACCUGUUUACAUUCAGCAUUCAUUGCUGCUUUCAUUUAACUGUUGAACUAUUGUGUGCAGAUAGGAUUGGCAGAAGGGAAUUUGUGGAUAAUAAUCAGAUUAUAAGUUUACUGUUAUUAUUGUACAGUAAUAUCCUGAACAAAAAUGUGUUUACUUUGUAGAUCUUAUUUUUGUACUUAUAUUGGUGAUUAUAUUUGGGUUAUAUUUAUGAUUUUUUUAAAAAAAAUGUGGGUGAUUUAAUUUACUUCUGUUAAAAAUGUUCUGUACUGUAUUUUUGGAAAUCUUAUUUAUAAAUAAACUAUUGUGUGCUUGUAUUCCCUUUUAAGAGAUAUAAUGCUGCUUACAAAAAUGUGUAUAUUUGAACAGUUUUCUAAUAUUUGAAUUCAAAUCCUAAAUUCCUUACAGAAUUCCAUGUGUAGUAAACAUGUUGCACAUUGGGUUUUAUAGUUUAAAUUAAGAAACCCUCUAAACAUAGUUGUAGUUCCAUAUGCAAAAUAUCAUGAAAUAAAUUAUUAGAGCAA